UCUUAUGUAUCACCAGAGCGGAUCCAUAAAUAAUGAUUUUGUGGCUUAAUUGCCUUUGCCUAAACUUGACACACCAAUUUCAGGUCUAGUAAUAAACCGACCAGACCUGUUCUGCGCUUUAAGAGUGCAAACAUGUUGCGCGUAAACAUGUUUUCAACAAUUUCCUGUUAACGUUAGAGGCGCCUCUGUUGUUGAUGGCUUCUUGCUGCUAGAUUGAUGUAGCAUUUUACUAGAAGCAGUCAUCCAUUGUUUGCUAGCCAAUAUGAUAACAUUUAAUUGGUUGCAAAUGACAACGUAAUGGCGUCUUUACAAUGCUUCUUGUUUUCGUUCGUUAGCCAUCUUUCCGUCUGAUUCAGCACCCUUGACAGUUAAAUGGCAGUCCCCUUCAAAAUCCCCAAGAGAAAACAGCCAUCAGAAGCUGACAACAUGCACAUGCAGUCCCCUCUCUCACGUCUCCGGGAUACCUCCAGCCCAUUCGAGACAAGCUGGUGCAAUGGCUCUUCAAAUGGAAAAAGGCCUGAACAUGUUGGCUCUCUGAAUGGACACAUCCCCAGAGCAGGGAAACAGAGCACUCCUAACCGGCUAGUUCUGAGGGAUGUCUGUGAAGCGCGUCUUGGACCUGGACAAUCAGACAAAUGGACCUCCAGCCAGUCAACAGGCUUCCAGAGACCAGCUCAGACCCCAGAACACCAUCCAGUUGCCAGCCAGAGAGGGAAUUCCCCAGAGCACAGCAAAUGGAGAGAGACCCACAUGCCCAGCACACUGCGGAGAUCACCCGCUCGCUGUCAGCUAGCAGUCAACGGAACACCUAGGAAGCAGACGGAGUCUCUGACUCAUAAGAAGCCACCUCACAUCCAAUCAAGCCCUGUGACAUCAUCAACACACAAAGCUGAACAAAGACUCCCAGCAGCCUCUCCUCCCUGCUUCAAAAAUGGAUGGCGCCCUAAGAGGGCAUCAGACACACUGUGUCGGGACAAGAAUCAAGAGACUGGGUGUGUGUCGCCACUGCUCAAGACGCGCCGUGCAGAGUUCAGUGGAGAUUCCCAAAUGUCUGUGAGAUGCAGCCCAGUGGAGUCGGAGCAGGAUUCUGCAUCAGAACCAUCUCCAGAAAGAGAGGUGGACAGUUCCUCAAAGACGGACGACAGGCUCUCUGUCUCCCCAGGAGACUCAACAUGGAGGAAACAUGACUCUGGGAUGAAUGGAUCUCCUCCACAAAACACAGAGAAGGAGGGGAAGGGAGGCUCAGGAUCACUGCAGAACCAGAUCAAGGUGACUAGUGGUUCACCAGGGACGGGCCCCAGGGGAAGUGUCCCUGUCCCUGCAGGCCACCAAAGCCAGAGCCCAGAUAGUGACGACCCUCCCGACCGCCCCUUGAUGUCAUGGGCCAGAGGUGCAUCCACAGGGUCCCCGAAACACCCCCUCUCCGCUGUGGCUUCAGUGACCCAGGCCACACAGGAGAAGCAGUUUUCCUUUAGCAGGCCUCCCCUCCGGGCUAACCUCACAGACAGAGAGAGGAGGCCUCCCCUCCGGGCUAACCUCACAGACAGAGAGAGGAGGCCUCCAACCAAGUGUCUCUCCCUCCAUCUCAGGCUGAGGCGGCCCAAGCCCACUUCCACAGAACCUAUUGUGCUUUCCAGUGAGGAUGAGGACAUAGAUGAUGAAGAAGAGUGCCCCAGGCUGAAGACCCCACAACAGAGCCCCAGGCAAGGCCAACCCACCCCAGAAGAACAUGUACCCAAACAGGCUGGAGAGAAGGUCACGGGGUCACAGAGCGUAUCGGAGCACCAACCUGGCAGCACACAGCCACUGCCUCCUAUCAUGGAACUGUCCUUCUCUACACUGCACGCUGGGGUGGUCCGAGCGCAGGCCAAUGGAAACCUGGUGGUAACAGAUGAUGGCAUCACACUACCGCUGAAAGAUUCCAGGGUGUCAUCCGAGGAGGAGGGGGUGUCGGUGAGCCUGGUGGCAUCCCAGCUCAGAGGAUACGCGGUGUGGGACGGGGGUCUAGCCCAAGACGGGAGUCUCUUCCACGGUUGUCCCGGCCGAGCGGCCCCCUCCCUGCUCUUCCUCUGGGUGUCUGAGGCCCAGGCCAACCUGGUACAGACGGAGCUCUCAGCCCUCCACCCCGUUACACUGCCUGGUCAGGCCUGUCCAUUCCUCCUCCUGGUCCUAAGAGAACAGCUGGGUGAUCUGCAGGCUGCUCUGCUAGCCUCCAUGCUGGAUGUAGAGGCUUUCCGUCAGGGCCGCUCCUACGACCUGAAGAGUCCCCUGUCCUGGGCAGACGGCCUGGCACUGAUACACAGCUGUCCCCAGGACGCCCACCUCCUCACCCUGCUGGGGCAGAGCCUGGUGGCAGACCCCGGCCUGGGGACAGCAAAGGGGAGCCCCAGUUGGACCAGAGGGAACCACAGAAGCAGAGAGCCUUACUCCAGACUCAAGGGCCUGCUGCCCACCAGGUUGAUCCAGUACCCACCACUCCCUUCUAAAGGAGGAAUCACCGUGACAACAGAGGACCUAGACUGUCUGGACAGUGGCCAGUUCCUCAAUGAUGUCAUCAUCGACUUCUACCUUAAGUAUCUUCUCCUGGAGCGGGCCCCGGGGCCCCUGGCAGAGAGAUGUCAUGUCUUCAGCAGCUUCUUCUACAAGCAGCUGACCCGCCGGGACACAUCCCUGGAGGAGGAGGCUGCCAUCCCGGCCAGGGACAGGAGACACCAGAGGGUGAGGACGUGGACCCGCCAUGUUGACAUCUUCAACAAGGACUACCUGUUUGUGCCGGUCAAUCACAAAGCCCACUGGUACCUUGUGGUGAUCUGUUUCCCUGGCCUGGAGCAGGCCCAGCAUGAGGAGUGGUCUGGCCUAGCUGGAGUGGAGGCCAACGGGGGGAAGAGGAAAUGCCAGCCCCAGGCUUCAACUGGGCCUUCUCCAGAGGCCAACAAACCCAAACUGCAGAACGGAGCAGGGGGAGCCAGUGGGAAACCUACAUUGAAGCCCCACAACCCACCAGCGUGUACCCAAGAUGGUUGUCAGAGGGAGACCAUCAUUAAGAAACCCUGCAUUCUCAUCAUGGACUCCCUGAAGAUCUCUUACCAUGAGAGCAUCUAUAAGCUCUUGCGGGAUUACCUACAUGUAGAGUGGGAGGUGCGUAGAGGAACACGCAGAGACUUCACUGUAGACAGUAUGAAGGCUUCCCACUGUACAGUCCCUCUACAGGACAACAGCAGCGACUGUGGCCUCUACCUCCUGCAGUACGUGGAGAGCUUUCUGCAGAACCCAGUGGUGCACUUUGACCUCCCCCUGCGUUUGGAGCGCUGGUUUCCACGGCAACAGGUGUGGAGGAAGAGGGAGGAGAUCCGGAGCCUGGUGAUGGAGCUGCACGGUUGCCGGGGCAACGGCGGGAGCAGCUGCAGGUAGCCACGGUACCUGAUCAGCAAUGCACUACUACUACAAUACCCCUAAACUGUGAAGGACUUUGACUUUUUAAAUGUACAAUAUAUGGAAUAUUUAUACUAUUUUUGUAUUACUAUUUUUUUUAAAUAAAAUGUCACAGGAUGUUUGUUUCUCACUUGUAUGUAAUGUGAAUGUACAAAAUAAUAGGAUCGUAAAAUGGAAUAAAAUUGUUCAUGUAAUGUUUAUUUUUUAUGUUAUGUUAUAGAAGAGGGCAUUUGGAAUGGACAUUAUACACAAGGAUAUGAGUGAGCGCUCAAAUCUAGUUUGCUGAGCAAAAGUGUAACUCAUGUACCCAGAACAGGUUUCUUUUUCAAAUGUCCUUAUGACUCACACAUAAAACCACUAUAAAUAUUAAAGUCAAUAUUACUCAGUUAUUCCUGUUCAGUGUGUCAGGCUGCUGUUUCUGACCAUCAGUCAUAAAGGACUCAAUAUGCACAUGAUUGUUUGCAGCUGCUAAACAAUAGUGUUAUCACUACAGACAAGUCAACACGUUGGCAGUGUUUUAGUUUUGGCUCCUCAUGUUGCAGCUGCUAAACAAUAGUGUUAUCACUACAGACAAGUCAACACGUUGGCAGUGUUUUAGUUUUGGCUCCUCAUGUUGCAGCUGCUAAACAAUAGUGUUAUCACUACAGACAAGUCAACACGUUGGCAGUGUUUUAGUUUUGGCUCCUCAUGUUGUAGCUGCUAAACAAUAGUGUUAUCACUACAGACAGGUCAACAUGUUGGCAGUGUUUUAGUUUUGGCUCAUGUUGCAGCUGCUAAACAAUAGUGUUAUCACUACAGACAAGUCAACAUGUUGGCAGUGUUUUAGUUUUGGCUCAUGUUGCAGCUGCUAAACAAUAGUGUUAUCACUACAGACAAGUCAACAUGUUGGCAGUGUUUUAGUUUUGGCUCAUGUUGCAGCUGCUAAACAAUAGUGUUAUCACUACAGACAAGUCAACACGUUGGCAGUGUUUUAGUUUUGGCUCAUGUUGCAGCUGCUAAACAAUAGUGUUAUCACUACAGACAAGUCAACAUGUUGGCAGUGUUUUAGUUUUGGCUCCUCAUGUUGUAGCU
This is a messenger RNA of Oncorhynchus tshawytscha (Chinook salmon), 4503 nucleotides long. Its product is annotated as sentrin-specific protease 7-like. Gene Ontology annotation, biological process: protein desumoylation. Gene Ontology annotation, cellular component: nucleus; cytoplasm. Bases 373 to 3411 code for a protein of 1012 amino acids. Lineage: Eukaryota; Metazoa; Chordata; Actinopteri; Salmoniformes; Salmonidae. The transcript is spliced from 22 exons. Gene Ontology annotation, molecular function: SUMO-specific endopeptidase activity. The record is from RefSeq and is a predicted model, not a curated record.